This is a messenger RNA of Sipha flava (yellow sugarcane aphid), 1691 nucleotides long. RefSeq names its product probable cytochrome P450 49a1. The transcript has 8 exons. The coding region runs from base 299 to 1657 and encodes 452 amino acids. NCBI's taxonomy places the organism in Eukaryota, Metazoa, Arthropoda, Insecta, Hemiptera, Aphididae. The record is from RefSeq and is a predicted model, not a curated record. Gene Ontology annotation, molecular function: oxidoreductase activity, acting on paired donors, with incorporation or reduction of molecular oxygen; monooxygenase activity; iron ion binding.
GCGAUCUUUAAGCGCGCACGUUGAUUCGGUUAUUAUCAUAAUACGUUCGGUACAUUCCUAAAUAAUGAAUUUAAAUCCCAAUCGAACGAUACGAUCGGACACGGGACUUGUUGAACUGUAUGGUUCUCGGUUUGACGAAACAAUUCAUGUUAAUGCUCCCACGUAAACUUUAUGGUUUCGUCAUCAUACAUUCCAUUUCUGUGUUCGUAUAAUCGCGUCCGCCGCUUUGCUAUGAUGCGAUUAACUCCGUUCUACGUUCAGUACGGUUAGCCGAACAACGGCAACAACAAAGAGUGUAAUGGCUUGCCACCGGUUCAAACCGUUUCGUUGCGUUCCCGAACCUAAACGGUGGCCUCUGCUUGGUCACACGCACCUUUUCAUCCCGAAAAUCGGUCCUUACGAUUCUCUACGGUUAACCGAAGCUAUUGGCGACAUAGAACGCUCACUGGGCCCAGUGUUCCGGCUGACAUUGGGCAGCAAGACAAUGGUCAUUGUCACCCGGGUGGAAGACGCCAAAAUAAUGUUUGCCAACGAAGGCAAGCACCCGGCUAGACCUGUGUUUCCGGCUUUGAACCUGCUCAGAGAGAAACCGUUUGGCACCGGAGGGAUUGUAUCAGAGAAUGGUACUGAAUGGUAUAGGCUGAGAAAAGCCAUUGCACCGUUAAUGAAAAAAAAUAUCUAUGAGAGUUACAUUCCACAACACAAAGAGGCUGCAAUGGAUUUCAUUGAGUAUAUCAAAUCAAACCGUGACAAACAAGGAUGCCUGAAAGAUAUAUUUUACCACCUAACAAAGUUUUCUGUUGAUGCAAUUUCCAUUGUCUCGCCUGGCUUAAGAAUCAAAAGCCUGAAUACAACCAUGUCUGAAUGUUAUGUAGAAGCGGGUAAUAAAUUCAUGGACGGAUUGUAUAACAGUCUUAAAGAACCGCCCAUAUGGAAGUUUUAUAAAACAAAAGCGUACAGAAAUCUAGAGUCCUCGCAUUCCACUUGUAAAAAUUUUAUAGAUGAAUACUUAAACCAAACACAUGAACACAAUCCUCUAGUCAAAGCCAUUUGUUCAAACCCAAAUUUAUCAAAAACCGACAUCAAUUUAGUUUUGCUGGAAAUAUUUUUUGGCGGAAUUGAUGCUACUGCUACUACGCUAGCUAUGACAUUAAAUUAUAUUUCCAAAGAUCAAAAAAUACAGCAAUCUUGUCUGGAAGAUGUCCAACAAAAUAGUGACAAGUAUUUAAAGGCUUGCAUUAAGGAGACGCUAAGGUUGUCACCCACUGCAGGUGCAAAUGCCAGAUAUCUCCCCAAAAUGACUGUUAUUGGAGGUUAUGAAAUCCCAGCAAAUACAUUGGUGUUAGCAUUCAACUCUUUAAUAUCUGUAAAAGAACAAUACUUUGAAGCUCCUCUAGAAUACCGGCCCAGUCGAUGGCUGAGAGAUUCAAACAGUGAAAAGUUUGAUCAUUAUGCUUCAUUACCUUUUGGACAUGGCCCUAGAAUGUGUCCAGGACGAUACGUUGCCAUGCAAGAAAUGACAAUACUCUUGACUGAACUGAUUAAGAAUUUCAACAUCAGCGCGCCAAGCGAACAAUCCAUAAACGUGGGCAUGGUCUACCGUAUGAACAGAAUACCAGACACUCGUAUAGAUCUUGUAUUUAAUAAUCAGUUUUAAACAUGUUAAUUAUACGCAACACAUUAAUUAUUUU